Messenger RNA from Rangifer tarandus platyrhynchus (Svalbard reindeer), 585 nucleotides. The record is from the annotation of a GenBank genome assembly. Lineage: Eukaryota; Metazoa; Chordata; Mammalia; Artiodactyla; Cervidae.
AUGGCAAAACAGAAGAGAAAAGAGGGCAGAGUGGCAGAGAAAAAGAGCAAAAACCUGAAGGUGUCAGCUGCACAGACGCCCCCAGCACCUGCAGCCCCACCGGGCGCCGGGAUGGCCCCUGCUGAGGUGGGUAAGGUGGGCAUGCGGCUGGGGUCUGCGUCCGCAUCCGUGUCCCCGGAGGAGCAGAGGGUCCUGGAGAGGAAGCUGAAGAAGGAGCGGAAGAAAGAGGCGCGGAGGCGGCUGCGGGAGGCAGGCAUCGCUGUGGCUUCAAGCCCGGCGAGCAAGCGCUCGGGGGCCGCGCUGGCCCUGGAAUACCUGUGCAGCUGGGCCCAGAAGCACGAGGACUGGAGGUUCCAGAAGACGAGGCAGACCUGGCUGCUGCUGCACAUGUAUGACCGUGACCAGGUCCCUGACGAGCACUUCCCCGCCCUGCUGGCCUACCUGGAGGGACUCAGGGGCCGCGCCCGCGAGCUGACGGUGCAGAAGGCGGAGGCGCUAAUGCGGGAGCUGGACCAGGCGGGCGCCUGCGCCCUGCCGCCUGGGGGGACCCAGCGCGCCCGGCAGGUGCUGCAGCUGCUCUCCUAG